This is a messenger RNA of Cuscuta campestris, 1274 nucleotides long. The record is from the annotation of a GenBank genome assembly. Lineage: Eukaryota; Viridiplantae; Streptophyta; Magnoliopsida; Solanales; Convolvulaceae.
UUAAAACUGUUGUAAGUCCAGCCCAUUUUAUUUGGGUUCCAUUUUUCUUUGGUGGAGGGCCCAAUUGUGUUUUUACUUUGUUGACUAAAAAAAGGAGAGUAAAAAAAGGGCUGGGCAGUGGACUUACGGACAAGGUAGAGAGAGAGCAGAGAAAAAAAAAUCAAACAAGAUCACACAUGACUAUAUUUAGGCUUACACAUUGAGAGAAUUUGAUGAGUCAAAGUGGGUAGUGGCCGGGGUUGUUUUCUGGGCUUGUUUCUGUGCGAUGGAAUUUGAUCUGGACGAGUUCUUAGGUUCGACGCCGGAUUUUGAGCCGCCGGUGAAGUUUUCCGAGCACUUGGUCACGACUGACAAGCAUGUUGGUUUGGGGUCUGAUUCUCCGGGCGCCCGGAGCAGGGUUGUUCGGAUUGUGGUCACUGACGGGGACGCCACGGACAGCUCCGGCGAUGAGGAAGAAGACGGGUUGGUGGUGGGGAGGAGGAGGGUGAAGAGGCACGUUUCGGAGAUCAGGCUUGUUCCGCCGCCGCAGAGGGCGGAGCAUCGGGCGGCUCAGGGAAGCGCGAAGAAGAGGGCGGCGAGGAACCUGUCGCCGUCGGAAUCUGACGUGUGCGGCCUGAAGAAGUUCAAGGGAGUGCGUCAGCGGCCGUGGGGCCGUUGGGCGGCGGAGAUCCGCGACCCGACACAGGGAAAACGGGUCUGGCUGGGAACCUACGAUUCCCAAGAAGAAGCCGCCACCGCAUACGACAGAGCCGCCGUGAUGCUGAGAGGCGACGACGCCGUAACAAACUUCCCCAGACAAGCGGCGACGGAAAAGGCCGUCUGCACUCCGCCGAACAGCACCUCCGCGUCCAGCGACGUCGCUCUGUCGCCCGCCUCCGUUCUCCGCUUCGACUCCCUCACUCCCAGCCCGGCGAUGAGCGACGGCGAGUUUUCGGCGUUCGACGGUCUCGUCGGAGAAUUCGACUGUUCACUGGACUACAACAUGUCCUUCGGCCUGUCAGCUUAUUACCCGUUCCCCGGGAACCGCCGGACCGAGGAAUUCGGAGAGUUUGACUUUGACGAUUUUCUCGCUGACGUCAGAUAAAGCAGUCCCACUCUCAGGAUCGUAAAUUAAAACUCCCCGCGCGGGAAACUGCAAGGGUGCCGUGAUAGUUUUGGCGGGAAAAGAUACUAAGACAGACCCGUUUUCUUGCCGUAAAUCGGUAAAUUAUUUCUAGUAGCAAAUUUUGUAAAACAGUUAAAAGAGGGAAAUUUACCGCAAUGGGUAAAUUACG